This is a messenger RNA of Seriola aureovittata, 1665 nucleotides long. RefSeq lists its product as uncharacterized. The coding region runs from base 555 to 1241 and encodes 228 amino acids. NCBI's taxonomy places the organism in Eukaryota, Metazoa, Chordata, Actinopteri, Carangiformes, Carangidae. The record is from RefSeq and is a predicted model, not a curated record. The transcript has 5 exons.
GCAUAGCACUUUCACUUUGAGCGCAGCCUGUGUCUGAGUGAGGACACACAGAGUGGCCAGAGGGAGAGAUACAGAAGAGGAGGCUGUGUCUCUCAUGCUUUGUCCAUUAACCAUUUUCAAGCAAGAGGAGAGUGAUUCAAAUUAGGCUUUUCAGGAAGAUUCUAGGUCAGUAGUGAGAGGGAGAAAAGGGAAAGGGAAAGAGAUAUAGGAGGAAAAGGGAAAAACAAACAAAAGCUUUGAUAGGGAAAGGCUGCAGCCACUCAGGCUUAAGUGGGAAAAUCCAAGUGAGAGAGCAGGAUGGCGUGAGAGGACAAAUGAGGCAUUUUUUUGGAAAGUACCAAAGGAACUCAAAAGGAAGGAAUGUAAAAGGGAUGUCAACAAGAAGACUAAAUAUCAAGCUGUGAAGGAGAAGGCACAGCAGCGUACACUGUGUCAAAGACCUCUAAAAACCACAGAAGAGGAAACUUUGCCUUCCACAGACUGACACAGAAACCCGUGUGCAGAGUGAUUGCCGUCAAGAAGAGACAUGGAGAAGUGUCCAUUCAGAUGAAAGGAUGUCACUGUCAGUGCUGCUGUUGCUAUCACUCUUGACUGUCCAAUGUGGUGGAUGUCAAUUUGACAAGGAAGGUGUGAAAAACAUUAAAACGACUAUUGACUCUAAUCCGACUGGAUUUCGGACAGUAUUUCCAAAAGAUUACUAUGUAGUACACCACUACACAAAAAACAUGCUGUGCGACUCUGAUCCGUGUUGUGUGUUCCCUGCUGCAGUAGUCCUCCUGGACUCCUGGCACGUGCUUCUCAGAAACCUCUGGGAUGAGCACUUAAAUCACUCCUUAAUUCUCGACCUGAAGCAGACACUGGAUAGAAUUAUUAAAAAGAACAUAAACACAGAGCGGUUCGAGGAGGAGACGGACCUGUCCCAGUACUCCACAUUAUCUUCCUCUCCUGAAGAACUCCUCAAGCUAACAUCAGAACUUUUCGCUAAGUGGCUCGAUGUUGUUUGCUUACCAUCGAUCGAAACUUGCACCCUGCCCACUUUGCCCCCCUCUGUUGAGAGGAAGGACUACAGCCCAUCAAGGGCCAGACUCUUGACCAUCCGAGCUAUCAGCAGUGUGGAGGAAGGACAGCCUGACAAGAUGAUAGACAUUACACAGCUGCCGUCCAGCGGUGGUCCUCACUCCUUAUCAUAUUCAAUGUGGAGCCCCUUGCUACUCAGACUCUACUGGUGGCUGCUGCCAUAGUCACUAAAAAAGAUCUUUCAGAUGAUGCACACAAAAUGCAAGACAUUUCCUGGCACUGAAUGAUUGUUUCUUAUAUUUGUUUAUGUGUUUAAUGCAGUAAGCUUUGUUAAUAUGAAGUGACAUGCACAGGUUGCAUUUAAUGUCCAAAGUUAGUUUGAAUAGCUAAGUUGACUGUCCAACAGUACUCUGUAACAACUGAUAUCACAGAUAUAAACAUAUAGCCAUCCUCUCUAGAGCAGGCCACAAACUCCAGCUAGCUAUGCUCGUCAUGCUAACAAGAGAUAAAUGCUGAGCAAGCCAAUGCACAUAAGUCUCGUCUAUUGAUGUGGAUUUCAUCACUGUUUACAAUGAAUAUUAUGUAAAUGUAAGAUAUUAUGGGUGUUUACCUUUGUACAUAAAUGUAAAUUAAAGACAUUUAGAUAUA